UCCCAUAGUUGACAGGUUGACUUCCGGUAAAAAUGCUGUCAAAAAAGCAUGUAAACACAACCUUUUGAAUAAGGUUUUUAGACUCUUUUUGUCGUGCAAGAACAAAGUAAAAAUGAAUGAAUCUAAUGAAGUGGAUCCUUGGCCGAUAAACAGACCUCGGACCCUGGAAGAUACUUGCAUUCUGUUCUUGGUCAACAACAUUUUCAAGUAUCUUGACCCCACAGAUGACUCCUACUGCCUUAAACCGGGGAUAUCUUUCCCACAAGGGCUUAGUGACAAAAUCCUCCAGAACCUGGUUACUUCAUCUAAGUUACUUAGUGAUCCUUCUGACAAUGUAUUUGGAAUGUUCAACAAUCGUGCAACAACCAGUUUGACAGAAUUACCGCUCCGCUACACAGCAGUGACAAAUGAGCAACUAAACUUCCUGUGCUUACACCCCAUUCGCAAACUAGACAUUUCAUACUGUUCCGAGAUUAAGUCUCAAUUUAUAGACGCAAUAAAUCAGGCUUCAAGGACGUUGCAGUAUUUACAGAUCGGAGGAAAUGAUGUGAUAGAGAGAUUAGACUAUUUACUGCAUGAGGAGAAAGAUGAGAAUACCCACGUUAAGGAACGAGGGGACGCGUCCCAACAGAAACAUACUCUCGAUUUACCACAUCUUCGAUCUUUGUGCUUGAGGGAGUUUCAAGGGUUUAAACCGAUAGACGAUAUGCCAGUAGAAAGUCAUAAAAUAAUCGAGCGUGUGAUACAACCUUUAAGGAGCUUGACUCAUUUGGACCUGUAUCUGUGUGGGUGGGGCUUGGGGCAGCGAUUUCUUAUUGAGAUUGGAAACCUUGACCUUCCCAACCUUGUUUCUCUGACGUUGUGUGAUACUUUAAACGGCAGUGAGCAAGCUUUUGACAACCUCAUGAAGCUAAGAAAACUCAGACAUCUUGAUAUAUCUCAAGCUGAUGACGCAAACUGGUAUUUGCCUGUGAAGUAUAGGAAUCCUGAAAAGCGACUGUCGCGACUUUUGGAAGCCAUGCCAAACCUGCAAUCACUCGAUAUCUCGGGCACAAACCUGGCGGGCGAACUCCCGGUGGAUUUCUCUGUCUCACACCGUCUCGAGCCCAAAAAACAGGAAGAAGAGCCAAAGCAGUGUGCUUUGCCUGGCAACGAUGGACGCCAUUUUGAUUUCCUCGGUCUUCUAAACUGUCCUGGGGAUCCUUGUCAGAGAGCGAAUCUCCCUGCUUCCAAGAUAACGGGAGAUGGCAAUGAGGAUCAGAUACUGCUGUCUGUUUUUGUGUACCGGGACAAACCCACACUCCUCACACGCGCAUUCAACGCUCUUUUCAACAAAUUCCGAUUUGAGAUGGUGAAAGCCCAUUCUGUAGCCCUAGAGUAUAUCCUAUCGGGCAUGGAGCGGAACAAACAUGACAAACAUGUUCAGAUCUCCGGCAGUGCUUCGUUGUUCUACAUUGUGAAAGGCAUCAAAAAGCAUCUGAUAACGCAUACGCAGAAACGGCGAGUGAUAUCAUGUCUACUGGAUGCAAUGGAACGACACAUGACUGAGCUUACAAUGAUGAGAAAUGGCUGCUUGACAUUGUGUCACUUUAACAUACCAGAGGAAGUGCUGCACUGCUACACGCGGCUAGUCAAAGUUCUACUACAGAUGCUGCAGCACGACCAUAAUGAUGAUUUCCUCAUGCGAAUUGGCAUCUUUCUGCUCAAUAGCCUCGCUUGUCAAGUGGAGAGCGAGCAGAAACAAAUCCUGGGCGACCUCAGUAUCAUUGAGGUGAUGUGUGCAAUAAUCAAAGUGAAACUCAACAACCAUGUGUGUGAUGAGAUUCUUGAAGUGUGUUGGAGUCUACUAUGGAAUGUCACUGAUGAAACCGAGCCAAAUUGUUCAAGAUUUAUGGACGAAGAAGGGAUGUAUCUGUUCCUGGAUUGCUUAAAGGCAUUUCCAGAAAAAGAAGAACUGUUGAGGAACAUGAUGGGCCUCAUGGGAAAUAUAGCUGAAGUUCAAAGGCUAAGAAGUACUUUGAUGAAUGAAGAAUAUGUCCAAGUGUUUACUGAUUUCCUAGAGUCAGAGAAAGAUGUUAUAGAAGUGAGUUACAAUGCAGCCGGCGUGUUGUCUCACCUGUUAUCUGAUGGUGAGAAGGCCUGGACCAUCGCCCGUCCAUCUAGAGACGAAGUCAUCUACCGUAUCGUCCAAGCGAUCAGACGAUGGCCUAUCAAAAGUAGUCGGAACAUCAAUUACAGGUCGUUUGGCCCGAUUCUACAGCUGGUGACGUGUUACCAGUCCCAUGCCUCGCAGUAUUGGGCCAUUUGGGCUCUACGUAAUCUCACAAGCGUCUAUCCGGAUAAAUAUAUCCAGCUCCUGAAAGACGAGGGUGGCCUGGAAGCUUUGGGCAAAGUGACACGUGACCCAAGACCCAAUGACGCCAUUAAAAAACUUGCGCAAGAUGUAAUAGACUUUAUCAACAAUCCUACAUCCCAGGAAUCCAUUGAAAACGGUGAUGUCUGAUUGUCUGAUCUACGUCCUUAGAAAAACUUGCGCAAUACAUGAAAAACUUAAAUCAACUCUCAAUCGCCAAAACUUUUACGGCAAAAGGGACUGAUGAUUGUCAGGUCUACGCCAUUGAGAAGCUUGUGCAGUUUUAAACUUGUUCUUUAUCCAGAUCCCUCCACUCGCUGAGAAUUAUGAAAUUAUCCAUUAAGAAAUUAGUGCAAAUCAUUAUAGACAUUAUGAAGAACCUUCUGGAACCAUACCCUAUGGGAAAUGGUGGGCCAUGAUUGUCAAGUUUACCCAUAAAGAAAUUUGUGCAAAUCAUUAUAGACAUUAUGAAGAACCUUCUGGAACCGGAAUGGUGGGCCAUGAUUGUCAAGUUUACCCAUGAAGAAAUUUGUGCAAGUCAUUAUAGACAUUAUGAAGAACCUUCUGGAACCGGAAUGGUGGGCCAUGAUUGUCAAGUUUACCCAUGAAGAAAUUUGUGCAAGUCAUUAUAGACAUUAUGAAGAACCUUCUGGAACCGGAAUGGUGGCCCAUGAUUGUCAAGUUUACCCAUGAAGAAAUUUGUGCAAGUCAUUAUAGACAUUAUGAAGAACCUUCUGGAAAUGGAAUGGUGGCCCAUGAUUGUCAAGUUUACCCAUGAAGAAAUUUGUGCAAGUCAUUAUAGACAUUAUGAAGAACCUUCUGGAACCGGAAUGGUGGGCCAUGAUUGUCAAGUUUACCCAUGAAGAAAUUUGUGCAAGUCAUUAUAGACAUUAUGAAGAACCUUCUGGAACCGGAAUGGUGGGCCAUGAUUGUCAAGUUUACCCAUGAAGAAAUUUGUGCAAGUCAUUAUAGACAUUAUGAAGAACCUUCUGGAACCAUACCCUAUGGGAAAUGGUGGGCCAUGAUUGUCAAGUUUACCCAUGAAGAAAUUUGUGCAAAUCAUUAAAGACAUUAUGAAGAACCUUCUGGAACCGGAAUGGUGGGCCAUGAUUGUCAAGUUUACCCAUGAAGAAAUUUGUGCAAAUCAUUAUAGACAUUAUGAAGAACCUUCUGGAACCCGAAUGGUGGGCCAUGAUUGUCAAGUUUACCCAUGAAGAAAUUUGUGCAAAUCAUUAAAGACAUUAUGAAGAACCUUCUGGAACCGGAAUGGUGGGCCAUGAUUGUCAAGUUUACCCAUGAAGAAAUUUGUGCAAGUCAUUUGUACAUUAUGAAGAACCUUCUGAAACCAAAUCCCAUGGUAAAUGGUGGCCCAUGAUUGUUAUACUUGACAUCCAUGGAAUGUGUUUUUCUCAUGUUUAAUAUUAGUAGGCUGUAACCUCAGGAGGAUGGAUGGGCAUGAUAAGUCAUUUGACUACCUAACCUGAACUCUUUCAUUGCUGACAUAUGUCAGGAAUUGAUGCAAGCCAUGCUGUGUAAAUGUUAAUGUUUCACCAAGUCAUUAACAGUUUACCAGCAAAGGGUAGUUGACUUGUGAUUUUUGGCCGUAAGGCUUGGGUAUUUGGUUUUACCUUAAAUCAGCACUCUCACAGAUUGUUUGUUUUGACAACUUUUUUGUGUGUGUCUUAUAAAUCAGUAAAUGUUUGCGUAAUUUUCCGGAAACCAGAAAUAUGAAACUGCUGACAAAAGAUCAGAUCACAGGUUUUUGUGUCGCCUGAAAAGACGACAUAUAGGGGUUACUUUUGUCGGCGGCAGCGUCGGCGGCAGCGGCUGCGGCGGCAUCCACGUCCCAUUUUCGCUUGUCCGGGGUAUAUCUCCUAAACUAUUAGUGGUAUCAACUUGAAACUUCAUAUGUAGAUAGAUCUAAUUGAGGGCAAGUGCAGUGCACAAGAACUGUUACUCUUGCUUCCAUAUUUUUGUUGCCCUUUGUUAUUUUUCAUGCUUAAAGUUUUGUCCGGGGCAUAUCUUGUAGAAUAUAAGAGUUAUCAACUUGAAACUUCAUAUGUAGAUAGAUCUCAUGGAGGGCAAGUGCAGUGCACAAUAACAGUAACUCUUGCUUUCUUAGUUUUAAAAUUAUUGCCCUUUGUUAAUUUUCAUGCUUUAAGUUUUGUCCGGGGCAUAUCUUGAAGAAUAUAAGAGGUAUCAACUUGAAACUUCAUAGCUAGAUAGAUCUCAUUGAGGGCAAGUGCAGUGCACAAUAACAGUAACUCUUGCUUUCUUAGUUUUAAAGUUAUUGCCCUUUGUUAAUUUUUAUGCUUAAAGUUUUGUCCGGGGCAUAUCUUGAAGAAUAUAAGAGGUAUCAACUUGAAACUUCAUAGCUAGAUAUAUCUCAUUGAGGGCAAGUGCAGUGCACAAUAACAGUAACUCUUGCUAUCUUAGUUUUAAAGUUAUUGCCCUUUGUUAAUUUUCAUGCUUAAAGUUUUGUCCGGGGCAUAUCUUGAAGAAUAUAAGAGGUAUCAACUUGAAACUUCAUAGCUAGAUAUAUCUCAUUGAGGGCAAGUGCAGUGCACAAGAACCGUUACUCUUGCUGCCAUAUUUUUAGAGUUAUUGCCCUUUGUUAAUUUUCUUGCUUAGGUUUUGUCCGUGGCAUAUCUCGUAAACUAUAGGAGGUUUCAACCUGAAACUUAUUCGGUAGGUAUAUCUGAUUGAGGGUUCAAAUGCCACCUACACUUGAAAGUUAAAUGGCAACAUCAUUGUCUAUAAAUGAAUAAAAUGCCAAUCUAACAGCUAUAAUGUCGACAAUAAAUAAUUUGUCAGGCGACACAUCCGACUCGCGGAGUUCUAGUUAUAUUUACUUUUAAAAUUGAUUUUUAUGCCAAAAAACUCAUUUUUUCUUUACGCGUUUUUAGCCAUGAAAAUUAAUUUUAGAACGUGAAUAUAACAAAUGCGAUCUGAUAUUUUGUCAGCAGUUUUAUAUCACUAGUUUCAAGACAUUCAUGCAAAAAUUUGCUCAUUCCAAGACAAAAAUAAAAAAGUUUUCAAAAUGGUCAUUCUGUGAGAGAGCAGCUUUAAUUUUUUUUAUGUAGUUCCAAGUUCAUUAUACAUGUUUUAAAUGUAUGUGUAGACGUUAUCUUAAAUUGAUAUACAAACAAUGUAGCUAAACAUUGAAUAAUUUUAUCUGCCAAAUUCCCCAGAGGGAUAGCCUUUGGAUUCCUAGCUUGGAUGUUUUCCAGUGUCCGUUUAAAGCAGCACUCUCACAGAUUGACUGUUUUGACUUUUUUUUUUAGCUUUUGUCUCAGAAUCAGCUGAUUUUGGUAUCAAUGCCUUCAAUUCAGUCAUAUAAGAUUACUCACAAUAGAACAGAUCUCAAUUGUUUGGGAAACUGCCGAAAAUUAUGUAUUUCUUAAAGCAUUAUAAGUAACCCUUUUAGCCAUAACAUGAACAUAAGUAUGAAAAAAAACAACUGGGAUCUGAUCUUUUGUCAGAAGUCUUUUAUCACUGGUUUCCUGACAUUUAUGUAAUAGAUACAGUACAAGUUUUUCGUAUCACUGGUGUUCGUCCUAGCGAAACUAAGUCUGUAAGAGGACACUUUUGAAGAAAAAAACAAGUAACUGUAUCGGACUUAUACGAUGAUAAGUUUAUUGCAUAUAUUAGUGAGCAAAUAAAUGCAUUAAUAAAUAAAUAAAUACAGAUUUAUAAGUAGAUAAAUAUAAAUAUUUUUCCGAAAUAUAUUAAACAUUAGAUUAUUAUCAUGGCCUUUCUAAAUGCUAUGUAUCGGCUAGUGGGAUUACUCAAAAUUCACAUGCACGGUCUGCUUAAAACCAUAAGAAGACACUUUUUCAAUAGCUCUGCUGAAGGGUUUAGCUGUAUUUGCAAAAAAUGGCUUAUUCCAAGAAAAAAAGACAAAAAAGUCAGAACAGUCAAUCUAUGAGAGUGCAGCUUUAAAUACGAUACUAGAACAAUGAAGCAUGACUUGGGGGCUUUAAGAUUACUAAACCUUUCACAGAAACACCUGUUUAAAGACUAUUGUCAUAUCUCUCUUUUAAAGGUACAACAAUAUAGGUUGAUUUUAGGCAUUUAUUUUUAAUUUUAAUGCAUUUAAUUGUGGUAAACUCAUUUGACCUUAAAGCUGCACUCUCACAGAUUGAACGUUUUGACAACUUUUUUAUUUUUUGUCUUGGUUCAACGGGCCAGUUUUUACGAAAAUCCAUGGAAACCAGUUAUAUAAGACUGCUGACAAAAAAUUAGAUCGCAGAUUUUUACAUUUCAGUUCAAAAAUUGAGUAAGUAACGGUUUAAGUCAUAAAACAUUAAUUUUUUCGUACGGAAAUAUGAAAACUAUGAUCUGUUUUUUUUGUCAGCAAUCUUAUAUCAUUGGUUUGCAGAUAUUUACGCAAAAAUUUGCUCUUUCAAAGACAAAAAAAUAAAAGAAGGUGUAAAAAUGGUAAAUCUGUGAGAGUGCAGCUUUAAUGAUCAAAAUAAAAAUGUGCACAUGAUUUAGGUUAAGAUACAAAUAUAUAUAUAAGUGUCGGUUUGGCGCUUUUUUAAGUGGGGAAAUUGUAACUAUGUAGCUAAUAAUGUUUUGUUUUUUUUUUAUAUAAAAGGCUUAUAUUUUUUUUCUGUACUUAAAUCAUAAUGCUUUUUGUUUUGGUUCAAUCAUUAGAGUGAAAUGAGUUGAAAAUGAUAAUCUAUUAAAAUAAAAAAUGAAAAAAUUCCAUCAACCUAUAAUUAUUGUGCGCCUUUCACUGUAACUGUUCUUCCUGUAUUUUCGGAGUUAAAUUACAUAACUUAUUUGAAGUGUCUAAUGUAUUGCAAAAACCCUUAUGUAAAAGAUUGAAUACAGUCAAUCCUAAACCUGUUUAGACGUAUUUCCAAUUACUCACUUUUUACACAAUUAUGGACUGUUUGAUUAAUAUAACAUGCACAUUCAUUUUCUGCCAUACAAUUUUUUUUAAUGGUAAUGCAUCUGAAAACACUAAAAUUAAAUUUAUUUUACUCUUUGAUAUGUGUGAAAUACUUUAGAUUUGCUUGUAUGUUAAUGAUGCAAUCAUUGACAGAAAUUUCAACGUGCAAGAAUUUUGUAGAACGAUGCAACGCUGAAAAUUUGGCCAAAGAUUUGCAUCAUUAGAUCACAAGUAAAUCAAAAAUGUUUCAUACGUGUAGAAGCAGAAAAUAACAUAGUUUUUUAUUGGCAAAAAAAUAUUUUUAUAUUUGUUCUGACAAAAAAGUUAUUUAGUAAAUAAGGUCACUGAAUUGUUUGUUUACAUUGAUUGUGACCCAUGGUAACCGAUGUGAGAACCGCUUUAAGUCACAUGAUUCCUCACACUGAUAAUGAAAUUGCAGAAAAAAAAUACAAAUAAAGUAGAAAAAACAACCUGGUUUUAGUAGAGAGCGAACCCACACUGGUAGUCAAGAAAAAAGAAAGAAGAAAACUGACACCAAAACCACUCGCCACUUGUUGAAUCGCAUUUCUAACGCUACUCAAAAUGGUGGACUUCAAAGACAAUAUUUGAGCAUAAACAGUAUAUCAAUUUUUGUUGAAGGGUUCCAACCGUCAGUAUCUUAGUGUUAACAUUCCUAAUGAUUUGCCACUCUUUAUUUCGUCAUUAAAAAAGAGUGCAUUUUACAAAACAUGAGAGAGUCUCUUUCAUCGGUAUAUUUUACGAUUGUGAAACAAUUUAUUUCAAGAUUGUAUUAAUCGCUCUUUUUGGCAAAAUGUUACAUGAAAGAGUGGUCUUGUGUUGUCGGGGAAACUGCAAUACUUUCCUGGCUUGACGACCAAAAGCCAAACUCAAAUACGUCCAGGCUGGGAAUCGAACCCGGGUUGCCUAGGUGAAAAAUCUGAUAAAUAUAACCAUGGUACAGUGUUUAGAAGUAUAUAUUUUAGUUUUAAUGUAAAAUUUUCUAUUGUUAGCCUGAACAUGAUUUAUUCUGCUUACCAUGUUGGAAAGCUUAUAUGUUGUAUAAGGCGUGAAAAAAUAAUAUUUUUGUUUCCGAUGCCCCCCCCCCCAAAAAAAAAUGGUAGGUAGGUCGAAAAAUCUUUUUUUCCUUUUUUUAUUCGGUAAAUUGUUAAUUGAGAACUUUCUGUUACCAAAAAAUCAAUCAAUUAUAUUCUUUGGAACACCUCAUCAAUCAGUAUUAACAUCAUUGGCAUUGUUAAAAGCCCAAAACACUUCAUUUAAACUUUAAAAAAACAAAAUAAUCAAACAAAAAAUGAAAGAUAUUUGUUAAGGCAAUAAAAAAAAAAGGUUUAGGGUCAGGGCAAAAAAAGGAUAGGUUGAGAUCUGGAAAAAAGGAAACAAACAUGUGUUUUUUUUUAUGCCUAUUAAACUAACUUUUCAUCUGCGUAUACUGGUAUAAUUAUUGUACCAUUUUAUACAAUACUAUUUAUGUCAUACAUUGUUUCUGAAAUUGUUUUUAUUAAAGCUUUGAAUCGUG
This is a messenger RNA of Mya arenaria, 8787 nucleotides long. Its product is annotated as protein zer-1 homolog. The transcript has 16 exons. The record is from RefSeq and is a predicted model, not a curated record. NCBI's taxonomy places the organism in Eukaryota, Metazoa, Mollusca, Bivalvia, Myida, Myidae. Bases 113 to 2503 code for a protein of 796 amino acids. Gene Ontology annotation, cellular component: Cul2-RING ubiquitin ligase complex.